UCCAAAAUGGUGGAUAGCAAAAUUUUGUUGUUACGAUAAAAAUGAAAAAUUACAACUUCUCGGGUUAGUUUGAGCAUUGUAGAAGCGYACAAGGKAAUACUAACAUUUAUAARUAUGCGCUCUAAUAAUAAUGGAGCAAUCGGUGGCAAAAGGAAGGCGAAUUCGUUUGACAAUGAAGACGAGCUUGGACCUUCGACUUCGAAACGAACCAAACGUCGAUCUGGACCUACUGGUCUAAAAAGAGCCGGUCCUUACCUUCUUGGAUCACGAUUAGGAAACUCGCCUGUUCGUAGUAUUGUACAAUGUCUAGCGAAGAAGGAAGGAACCGACGAUUUUUACUCAAUCAAAAUACUAACUCUGGGAGAAGUCGGCCAUGAAACUCAAGACGACAAACAAGGAAAAAUGCUUCUUCACACUGAAUACUCGUUGUUAUCACUACUUCACGAUGAAGAAGGUGUCGUCCAUCACCAUGGGCUGUUCAAAGAUGAAUAUUGUGAAGAMAUUCCACAGGAUUCUGAAGGUCAAAGUGAUCGAGAAGGAUCUAGUGGGUCAAGGGGACGUAGAAUACGACAUCGAUUAUGUUUAGUUCUGGAUUGUCUUUGUGCUCACGACUUCGGUACUGAAACUUCGGACUUGAUUAACUUACAGCAUUAUGUAAUACGUGAAAAAAGACUAAGUGAGAGGGAAGCKUURAUUAUUUUUCACGAUAUUGUACGAGUSGUGGAGUGUCUGCACAAGAAAAAUAUAGUACAUCGAGAUUUGAAACUUGGAAAUAUUGUAUUGAAUAGAAGAACGAAAAAGAUAACWAUUACAAACUUUUGUCUUGGAAAGCAUUUAAUCAGGGAAAAUGAUCUGUUAAAAGACCAAAGAGGAAGCCCAGCAUACAUCAGCCCAGAUGUACUUAGUGGUGCACCAUACUCAGGCAAGGCCAGUGAUAUGUGGGCAUUAGGGGUGGUAUUAUACACCAUGCURUAUGGACAAUUCCCAUUUUACGACAGUGUACCACAUGAAUUGUUCAGGAAGAUUAAGAGUGCAGAGUUUAUAAUUCCAGGAGAAAGYCCUGUAUCUGAGAACACCAAGGAUUUGAUUCGUUUACUUCUAACUUUGGACCCAAAUAAGAGACUUACUGCAACUGAGGUCCUGGGGUUUCUACAGAACACCAUGGCAUCAUGGUACCAUUUGGCYUGUAAUGGCGAAGCGCCUCAAGUUGUACCUGACGUUGAUAAACAAGUUGACAGUCAAGCAAAAGAGAAGGACCAACCACCAUUAUCGUCAGACUUCAGGUUCCACAAAUUGARUGAUGAAUUCUUCAAACAAGAAUCAAUUUCAAGUAUUUCACAAGAAGUAAUGUGUCAGCCACCGAUAAGAAGAGUCUCAGAAGAUGCGCGACCACUGACUGCUGCUGAAAUUCUUGCCCAUCGACACUUGUUGUAACCUAAAUUCAUGAGAUAAACUUCUCAGCCAAAAGCUUGAAGGGCAUUCAAAUGAUAAAGACCACAUAAAAAACAACAACAUUUAACUACAAAAGAAUUGCCAACAAGUAGGAGGAAUGAAUGUAAAUCACAAAUAUUUAAAACUUAAUCAUCUCAGGCAAAUGUCAUUUUUUUUUCAGUCAGUACGUAUAACGAAAAAACUUUUUUCUUUAGUAAUUCAACAUGGCAGGUAAGGCGGAAAGGACUUACAGGACGUCACAUGUAUGCACAUGACGUCAUUAUUUUCUGAUUUUGUAUGUGGUGUUCGUCAUUUCUGGGGGAAGGCCGCGGUAAUUGUUUUUUUGACUUCCCAUUAUAUCCGUCACAGUGACGUCAUUAAUUUCUGAUUUUGUAUGUGCCAGGACGUUAUGACGUUUUCUGUCCAGUACAAAUAUUCUUUUGAAAACAUUUAUGAAAAAUAUUGAAACAAUGCAAAAUAUAUUGUAAAUAAGUCAAAAUCAAUUUUUUAUUAUUUCUUGGAAAAUUUGUGAGCAUUACAAUGGACCAAAUCAAUAAACGAAAAUGUUAUAAAUAUUUUUUUCAGAUAUUGCAACUUCUUUCUCGUUACUUUUACAUAAUACUAUGGUCUUGUAACAUACAGGUAUAUACUUCAUGUACAUUAGAUGUAGUGACUUACGAUAGCUUUGUUGUAAGUCACAAUAUUAUACAUUCUAUGAAGAUUGCAAUAAUUCAAAUUAAAUGAUGUUUAUAGCUGGA
Molecule: messenger RNA, 2189 nt
Organism: Exaiptasia diaphana
Lineage: Eukaryota; Metazoa; Cnidaria; Anthozoa; Actiniaria; Aiptasiidae
Product: serine/threonine-protein kinase 40
Exons: 6
Coding region: 115-1434 (439 amino acids)
Biological process (GO): protein phosphorylation
Molecular function (GO): ATP binding; protein kinase activity
Source: RefSeq, a predicted model, not a curated record